AUUAUAAAGAAGAACAAGAACAAGAACUAGAGGUGUUGAAAUCGAUUUAUCCAGAUGAAUUCGAGGAAAUUGCCGAAGGGGAAUUUCGUAUUCGACUUGAACCCGAAGAACCAGAUAGUACAGCACCGCUGACCUUAGCUUUACAUAUAAAAUUUACACCAACUUAUCCGGAAGAAGUUCCGGAAAUAUCAAUCGAUACAUUAGAUGGAUCUAUUGAUACUGAUGAACAUGAGAAAUUAUAUUCCGAACUGAUGAUAUAUGCAUACAGUUCAUUAGGAAUGGCGAUGGUGUUCACAUUAUCAUCACUGCUUAAAGAUUUGCUAACAACAUUUGUGAUGGAAAGAAAAAAUCGGAAAAAGAAAGACGAGGAAGAUCGAGUUAGAAGAGAAAUUGAGAUAGAACAAGCAAAAUUUCAGGGAACAAAGGUCACAGUUGCAUCAUUUUUGGAAUGGAAGGAAAUGUUUGAUAAAAAAAUAGAGGAAAAGGAGAAGGCAUCUAAAAAUCUAAUAGCUAUAAAAAAAGAAGAAGCCAAAAAAUUAAAACUUACAGGACGGCAAUUAUUUGAACAAGAUGAAUCUCUUGCUAGUUCAGAUAUGAAGUAUAUCGAAGAGGGAGAUGUUACGGUGGAUGUUUCAUUAUUUGAAAGGGAGGUUGAUAUGAGUGAUGAAGAUGAGGAAGACACAAGUGUACUUGAUCUGAUUAAUUAUUUUCAAAGAUAA
Molecule: messenger RNA, 719 nt
Organism: Funneliformis geosporum
Lineage: Eukaryota; Fungi; Glomeromycota; Glomeromycetes; Glomerales; Glomeraceae
Source: the annotation of a GenBank genome assembly